UCGUCCUUCCACCAACAGCCUCCUCCUUCUGUGGUUUCUAGUGUUGACAUUCCCCUCUGGAGGUGGUUAUCGGUUAACUUCCGAGACGAUAUUGUCGUUGUGUGUCCGUGUACGUCAGACGUCCGUCUGUCCGUGUGUGUAUGUCAAUGUGCACCGUUUGGUUGGGUCGACGACGCGAGCGAGCCGAGAACCUCUCUUGGCGCUACUGCCCAACCAAGACAACCGAGUCCCGACCAACGCGACUCGCGAAGCAGCAGUUAGUGUCUGGCAGCCAGUGUGCGAGAAGGUUGUGCGAUGCUCUGCUGGUCCGCCCUCUCCCUCCUCCCGCUGCUCCUGGCUCUGCUAGGGGCAGCAGAGGAAACCAGCGCUUAUUUCGCGGACUGGGGCAUGAUAGGGGGACGCCCUCAGGAACCCACGUGCGUUGACAUCCCCCAGAACAUGCCCCUGUGCUCGGGAAUCGACUACACCAAGAUGAGGUUGCCCAACUUACUAGAGCACGACACGCUGAAGGAGGCCCAGCAGCAGGCCGGGUACUGGGUGCCGCUGCUUAAUCUCCGAUGCCACCCCGACACGCAGCUGUUCCUGUGCUCGCUCUUCACACCUGUGUGCUUGGAGAGCCCCAUUUACCCUUGCCGCAGCCUCUGCGAAGCCGUGCGGAGCGGAUGCGAAAGCCGCAUGCAGACCUACAGUUUCCCUUGGCCCGAUAUGCUGAGGUGCGACAAAUUUCCGCUUGACAACGACAUGUGCAUUACCGUCCAGCACACCAAGAUGCCAGGACCAGAAAUAGCGCAAGGUGACUGCGAAGCGUGUACGCCAGUCGAGACCUACGAAAAUAUUUUGGACAACUACUGCCGGGCCGAUGUUGUGGUGAAGACGCGUAUCAAGAGGAUGCAGAGAUCGAAGCUCAUCUGUCGAAAGGCCAAGAUCUACAAGUCGGGAACCUCUGAGGAGGAGCGACGCGCCCUCAAGCGUCCGAAGUUUUCCUUGACCAUGGAGGCUGACUGCUGCGAAAUCUCCCCCUCGAGGGUGAGGUACCUCAUCAUGGGCCGGAAACAUGGGGAUGAACUCAUCCCCACAUUCAUCAUGCCUUUCAAGAAGUCUAAGCCUUUGCGCCAAGCCAUGAAAACCUUCAAGCGAGGUCUCAACUGCUCCGACCCGAACUUGAUCACGAGGAACCUCGAACCGACCGCCCUCAGCCAGGAGCCUCCCCCUCAGCAACCGGAGCCCAAAACCAAGGGCCGACGUAAGAACCGCAAGGGAAGCUCGGGGGGAAGCAAAGGACCUGACAGGGGUGGGAGGAGACGAAAGGCCGAAGGGGGCCGCCGACGGGGAAGGCCCAACGGAGGAAGCCGACGAAAGACCCCGAGUAUUCCCGAAGAGGAAGAAACUAUCCCUAUGGACAUCACUCCAAUCCCAGAAGUGAUCUCACCUGAGGACUCAAGUAUCCUUUUUGAUCCUAGUCAGCCCAGGCCAUUAGACGUACCCUCCGCGGAUCUUCAGGAAGGGCCCCAACCAAGCCUAGCAGGCGGUGGAGGAGGAGGAGGAAGAGGCGGAGAGAGAAGAGGCGAGGAUGGUGAUCGUCAGGCCAAAAAGAGACGUCGAAAGGGCAAUAAAGCAUCUCGAAGGGAUAGGCGGAAAGAAACGGUCACGGAAGAACCCUCCCUCCUUCAGGAGGAAUAAGAUGCGAUUAAUUGUAUUGGGGAGUCGACCAAUUAGAAAAAUAAAGAGUGAAGCAAGAGAGCUUACUGGCCAGUAGCCGAAAUUGUUUUCGUGUGGGGGUAUCAGAUGGAAGUGUAGUGGUUCAAAUGACUUCCUUUUGAAAAUAAGCGUUUACAUUGAUUUUAUGUUAGGGAAUUUCACCUUUCCGAUAAGUGUCCAGUUUUGCACAAGAUCGUGAGAUGGAAUUUGAUCUCUUCGAGUUAUCCAUUGAUUUUAUUUUUUAACUGUAUGUUUCCCUUGUCAGAGAAGUGCUCAUGAAAGUAGUUAAGAAUAAUACAUAUGUAAAUUUUACAAAAAGCCAUAUUCGUGUCAUCCAAAAUAUUUCAAACGAUUGUUGUUUGUUCGUAGUCAGCGGUGUGGACAGGUACUCUCAGUGCUUCGUAUUCCUUGACCUGCAAGUGUGACCUGGUGACAUGAAAUCCGAGACCAGGAUACAGUCGCCAGGUCACGAUUGUUGAGUUCUCAUCCAGAAGAAGUCACAUUGCGACAUUAAAAGGAGUUGAAUUACCCGUCUGUAAUGAUUGUUAUUAAUAGAGUUGUAUGGGUAACCGUAACUACAAUUACAGUACGGUUUCCUUUGCAUGGACGGCUUAGUAUUUGUAGCAUAUAAAAGUCUUUUACUGGCAUGUACAGCAGUUAUUUCGGUGAAAGAUGAGAAAAUGAGUAAUGGUCUCUUGUCGUUCAGAAUUGAUCACCAGGGUGUUCUGGCAGACUGUUUGUCAAUCCUGACUCCAUAACAAUUGAAGCCCCUUACUUUUAUUGCUACUUGAAAUCUUCAUCUUUUUGGAGUUUGUUCCCUUCAGGACGGUCGUUGUUUUGCAAACCAGCAAUAAAUACUGAAAAUGACGACUUGAUGUGAAUCCAGGUGGAUCUUGAAGGAUUCGUUUGCUGCGGUAGUUUACUUUAAUAAUGAUUUUUUUUCUUUUCCAAGAAAAGAUAUUGACUUGUAUAUCGUGAAAUACCACAUAGUUUCUCUCUUCUUCGGUUCGGUUUUUUCAAGGUACGCCUUUGAUGUGUCUCUUGUUUCCACAUCGAUGAGGAAGUCGAUUCAAAUGGUUUUAGACUUACAAGCCAGUGAGAUAAAGAGGUAGUUUUUUUUAAACAUUAUUAAUAGCGAUUUUUUUCGGUUGUUUAUAUGAUGGUUUAUUAUGCUGGCUAUUAGAAUGAUCUUGCCUCAUUUCUCCCUCCCUUGUAUUGACUCUCGGUCCCGUAACUUCCUUUUUUUUCCAAGAAGAGGUCUUCUCUUCCAUCGGGGUUAGGCCUCUGGCCAUAUCUUCCCCCAAUUUUUCCCUCUGGCCUAGUAUGUAGAAGGGCAUAGGGUUGCCCAUGCCAGAGUUCUUAGAAAAUACCAUAAGUCAUUACUCCAGUGACUUACAUCGGAAGCUUCUCAUUUGCUUUCAUUUCUGCAAAAGCUCCUUUCUUCAAACCAUACCCGUGCCACACAUCCUGUAAGUGAAAAAUUAUACUCUUUCCUAGAACAUUUGGAAAACUGGUGUAUUGUUAAGGAUUUGUUUUUUUUUUUUUUUUUCUUUUUUUGCUUUUUUAUGGAAUCUCUUAACUUUUAAUUUCGGUAAGAUUUGUCUGAAUUGUCUCUGCAUUUGACUGCUCCAGACGUCCUUCUUUCAUAACCAGUAUUAAACUCAACAGAAAUUUUGUACGUGAAAUUUAAGAAAAAUAUAUCCCUUAUUUUCAAUAACAUAGUAUAAAAGGAAAAAAAUAAACACUCCCCCCCCUCCCCUCCCCUCCCUCUUUUGACAUUAUAAAAUUAAUCCUUGUAGUAAACUUAUCCAUUGUAUCAUUUUCAUCAUAACCGUGUAUAAUUCUACACAAGAUGUCAUUCAUGUCUUCGCUCUAGAGAAAGUAGGCUUAGUUGUUAAAUAUUAUAUAUAUAGAUUUCUAUUGAUGUGCCAUCAUAGAAUGUAAUGAUUAUUAUUAUCAGUAAUGAUAAAAUCACAAAGUUAAGAUUUAUUUAAUUCUCAAAAUACGUAUUAUUCAUGCCAUUGGUAUUUUUUCUUUCCUUUUUUCAAAGCAGAGUAUCCAAACCCCAGUUUAUUGAUAUUAUUAGUGUUGUCAUUUAGGUGCUAGAACAAGAUUCGUUUAUUUGUUCGUCUGUCCUUCUCUCAGGCUACUCAGUUCUUCUCUUUUGUUUUCCCCUUUGUAUCAGGUCUUCUGCUCUUCCUUAGUCUGCUGUAUUUCAUGACGAUUCUUUUUUUCAUAAAAAGAAAAGAACCCUCGUAUCAGGAACGUCACCAAGUUUAUGGUUACUCGAGAUGACUUUAGCUUACCUGGCGAGAAAAUGGUAACGUUCAUUCUCUCUACAUUUUCAAGAUUUUUGGUUUGAACGCGCUGUGGCACCUUUGUUGAAACCUUGUAGGGAAAUUGAAAGGGCGUCUUCUGAAAGUGCGCGCGCUAAUGGUGUAUAAGAAUAUGAAAUUGUCUUUUGAUACAUCGCUUGAUAAUAAGUGCAUGGAAAGCAAAGUGGCUAGGAAGUCAGCAUUUGUAGGUGCGCAUUGGCCAGUUCGCUUGUUUGGAUUGAAACGCUGAUACCAUGCACAAUUUGAUAAGACCAUCCUCCGUGGACGAUUCAUAGUUUGAGUUUUUCUGAAAUAAAAUCUCCCAGUUGCCUCAUCAGAAUCACUGACCAAGUUAUCUUUGCUCCUAGAGAUUAAUAAUGCCCUCGCGUCUUUGAAAAUGGAUAAUUCACAAAAUAUGGUGCCAUGGCUUCCAUAUAUAUAUAUGAUUUAAUUGAAAAAUUGAGAAAACUGUGUUGCCAGCCACUUUUGUUGCUUGUAGUCAUUGCAAUAAAGUUGCAUUUAUUGUAAAUUACAUCUUUUCUCUCUUAUUUCAAGCUCCGUUCACUUUCACGUUAUUCCUUCUGUGUGUAUAGUACUGUACUGAAAUAUAAUAGAUGUCAGUAAGAAAUUAAGCCUGAAUAAAAAUCCUUUGUACAA
Molecule: messenger RNA, 4670 nt
Organism: Macrobrachium nipponense
Lineage: Eukaryota; Metazoa; Arthropoda; Malacostraca; Decapoda; Palaemonidae
Product: secreted frizzled-related protein 5-like
Exons: 5
Coding region: 295-1680 (461 amino acids)
Biological process (GO): canonical Wnt signaling pathway; non-canonical Wnt signaling pathway
Molecular function (GO): Wnt-protein binding
Source: RefSeq, a predicted model, not a curated record